Molecule: messenger RNA, 1230 nt
Organism: Mesorhabditis belari
Lineage: Eukaryota; Metazoa; Nematoda; Chromadorea; Rhabditida; Rhabditidae
Source: the annotation of a GenBank genome assembly
AUGAGAGAAAAAGAAGCGAUCCAAUUAAAAUUUUCUCGACUCGACCCGCCGGUGCACAUUUUUGAGACUACUCCAUCAACAAGUGAAUCGAACGGAGACGCCCAAAUUUUGUUGAAGGCCGUAGAAAGAUUUCUUGCGCUGUGUAAAAAGGGUCUUCACCAGGAUUCGAUGAUCCGAUUGAAUCAACUGAGCUAUGUCCGAGCUAACUCCUUCCGACAUUUUCAUAUGUGGCGACAAAUAAAAGCAUUUUAUGCUGUUUUGAAGAAGAUUUUACCAAAAGAGAUAAAAGAUUGGAUGACAAAUGUACAUCGAAAGUUGUCUCACGCCACCAAUUUUCCGCUCACAUCAGAGGCUAUUGAAUAUCUACAGACAGCAGUUUAUGAACAGUUAUCAAGACUUGAGACGGCUCGUCGUCGAGGAAUUAGUGCAACAAACGGGUGUUUAGACUAUUUGGAUGUUGGACAUUGGCUGAGUCAAUCUAUGGUUUUUAUUGGAAUCAUUGCCGACAUUGUUACGAGUAUUAGAGGUGUUUCUAUCGAACUUUUGGACAUAUACGCAUUCCUCAGUUCACACUCGCGAUCAAAUAAGAGCCUAGCAAAAUUGCACGAGUUAAAGGAUCAUUUUGUGCUUCUCUUCGAAGAAGUUAACGUGACGAAACCCUCUCCCCUUCUAAAGGGAUUAAUGCAUAUCUCUCGAGAGGAGGUCAACAAAUCAACAAUAAAAGCGGAAGUAAAACAAAUCAAGGUUAGGCAAAUGGAUGUUGUUGAUGUUGGUGUAGCAAUUAGUCGCGAGGAGUUUCAGAUGACAAAGGAAGAGGAUUUAGCAGUGAAAAAAUCUGCCAAUGAUAAAACUCUGUUAAAGAAGAAAAAGGUUAAACGAAAAUCAUCGAUUAGUCUACUCAGCGAAGAAAAUACACCCCAAAAAAAGAAAAAGAAGCUAAAGAAGAAAAAACGAAUGACGAUGGAUGAGACUUCUCUUAGCAACGAACUUAACACAGAAGGAAUCGAUUGCAGCACCCAUGAAUUGUCAGAAAGUAUGAUUGAACAAACAAAUCUUUCUAAAAAGAUAAAACGGAGAAAAGUAGCAAAUGGUUUGAGGGAGAAGAACGAAGUUGAUGUACCAAAAGUUAAAAAGGAGAAGUUGAAACAAAUGACAAGUAAUUCAAAUUCUAUGACUCCGCUCCGUCGAAAGAAGAAAAAGAAAUCAUUAAAUCAAGUUGUUACUAGCGUU